Molecule: messenger RNA, 1565 nt
Organism: Stereum hirsutum FP-91666 SS1
Lineage: Eukaryota; Fungi; Basidiomycota; Agaricomycetes; Russulales; Stereaceae
Exons: 5
Coding region: 34-1446 (470 amino acids)
Biological process (GO): vesicle budding from membrane; late endosome to vacuole transport via multivesicular body sorting pathway
Cellular component (GO): ESCRT III complex; multivesicular body
Source: RefSeq, a predicted model, not a curated record
CUUGCGAGUACAUUGUUCAACACAAUUUACCAGAUGACUUCGUCGUCGAUACCGUUCACAAAACUCUCAUCUCUUCCGUCAUAUAGCAAGACAUCACCGUCACGGCUGCAAGCGCUCUACGCUGAUAUCUCCCGACAAAAGACUUCGAACCCGACCGCCUUCCAGUCUAAUGUUUCUUGGUGGCGUGCUACUCUCGACGCCAUAGUCUCCAAUGGCUGGCAGUCUUCUACUCCAGAUAAACUUGUCUUGAAAGCAGACCGGAGCUUGCCUGAGUCCUUGCGAUACGAGGGCACGGGGAAACCGCUUUGUCUCGCUACCGUCGUCGCUGAGCUAUCAGAAAGCCGCACGCUGAUUCCUCUAUCCCAAUUUCUCUCUUCACCCAAAUCCAUAUACGACCCCGGUUGGCUCCCAUACCGCAUCGCCUCCUACCUCGUCGGCAAACCUCUCUGGUGGACACUCCAGCAACUCAAUAUUGUCGGAUCCGACGAAGCGGGCCAUGAGAGUGAUACGCAAAGGUGGAAAAAGGUCACUGGCGAGUACGUGUUUGUUGAUCUUGUUGAGCGAGCCGCGGAGAAUGUGCUGGCGAAGCAGGAUGGACGGACGGGCGUCAGUUUGGCGGAGAGUUUGUACAGCUUCGAGGGGUUCAAGGAGGAGUUCGGAAGUAUGGCGUUACCGGGCGUCACGCUUUCGGAUACAGACGUGAAGGUGUUAGUGAAAUAUCUGCAGAGGGAUAAGAGGGUGCUCAUCGCGGACAAAGAGGUUGUCAAGUUCGUCGACCUGGGCGCCACUGCAGAGCCACCAGAAAUUUCAGCCGUGGAUCGAGGCGUGCUUGAGCUGAAGAAUGCGGUGGCGAACCUAGACGCCCAAAUCGCCAACAUCCAGUCCAAGAUUGACGGAUGUACCGAAAAAGCAACAGCAGCGUUACGCCAGAAGCGGAAGGAGCUUGCGCUGAGCUAUGUGCGGUCGAGGAAACAGCUCGAGGACGUGUUGAAGCGUCGCCUUGGGUCACUGGAGACGUUACAGUCAACACUUUUACGCGUCGAGGCCGCGGCAGGUGACAUCGAGAUAAUGAAAUCCUACGAAACCUCGGCCUCCACACUACGGUCUAUCCUCGCCCACCCCUCCCUGCAACGCGACUCCGUCGAUAACGCGCUCGACGCGCUUUCUGCAGCUACGGCUGACGCGCGUGAAGUCGAUGACGCUAUCAGGUUGGGCGGGGAGAUGGCGGUUGCGGAGGCUGGUUACGAGGUUGGCGAGGAGGAGUUGGAGGCGGAGCUGAAGGCUUUAGUGGAGGAAGGGGAGAAGGAGAAGAUGGAGAGGGUGGAGACAGAGAAGGUUAUGGAGAAGCAGAGGGAGAGGGAGAAGGAAGUGGAGAAGGACAAGACUGUGGCGGAUGAGGGGGAGAAGGUUCACGAGAAGGAGGUGCGGGUACCUGUGGCUGCUUAGAGUAUGGGUUCUCGGUGCUAAGGCCUGACGAUCGCAGUAGUACUAGAUAGGUCAGUGCUAAGGGUGUCGACUUGAUGACCUUUCCAUUCUCUCUUCUGUGCAUAGUAAUUACCAUUGUA